AUAUCCGCCAUGAAGAUGAUAUCGACCAUAGACCUGGUGCACAUCGCCGUGGGUCUUUGGGUUUUUCGUCAGUGCCGAGUGCGUAUCACGAGAAUGCGUCAAUUUAACGUUGCGACAAUAGCACUAGCACUGUGCUGCCUUUCCACAUGUCUGGCGGGCAAACUAGCCAAGCGUGAUGCACCUAUAAGCAACAGCUACCUCCCGCCAUCAUCCGGAGGUGGAUUCGGUGGUGGUAAUGGCGGUGGCUUUGGCGGCGGUUUCGGAGGAGGUAGCCCUUCUUCGAGUUACGGUGCUCCACCUGCGCCAUCGUCAAGCUACGGAGCCCCGUCGCAACCUUCUUCUAGCUACGGAGCACCGUCUUCUGGAGGAUUCGGAUCGUCCGGUGGCUUCGGAGGUGGAUUUGGAGGAGGUUCUCCUUCAUCCAGCUACGGAGCACCCGCAGCACCCUCAUCGAGUUAUGGAGCACCAGCCGCACCUUCUUCCAGCUAUGGCGCUCCAUCGUUCGGUAACGGUGGUGGUUUCGGAGGCGGAUUUGGAGGUGGAUCGCCUUCCUCUUCUUACGGAGCACCCUCAAGAGGAGGCAGAGGUCGAGGAAACGGAGGAAACGGAGGAAACGGAGGCUUGAGCCAAUAUUUGCCACCGUCCACUAGUUACGGAACUCCGGUAGGACCUUCGCGGCCUUCUUCUUCAUACGGAGCACCAUCUAAACCUAGUAGACCGUCGUCUUCUUACGGUGCACCUUCAAGACCUAGCUCAAGCUACGGGGCUCCAUCGGGAGGCUUCGGGGGUGGAAGCGCACCUUCUUCCAGUUACGGAGCGCCCUCCUCACCUUCGUCUAGUUAUGGAGCUCCGUCGGUGCCUUCUUCAAGCUAUGGUGCACCCUCAUCAGGCGGCUUCGGUGGUGGUUCACCUUCCUCAAGCUAUGGCGCACCUUCUAACGGUGGAUUCGGUGGCGGUGCUCCAUCUUCCAGCUACGGUGCACCUUCAAAUGGAGGUGGUAAUGGAGGAUACAGCUCGGGAGGUGGCAAUGGAGGCUACAGUUCCGGAGGUGGCAAUGGAGGGUACAGUUCUGGAGGUGGGAACGGAGGGUACAGUUCAGGAGGUGGUAAUGGAGGAUACAGUUCUGGUGGUGGCAAUGGAGGAUACAGUUCGGGAGGUGGAAAUGGAGGAUACAGCUCUGGAGGUAACGGAGGAGGUGGUCAAGGUUACGCCAGUAACGGUGGCUACUCGUAUUAAAGAGGGUCGGUUAAGAAAGUACCACUAAAGGAGCAUCCUUGUAAAUAUUUUUUUAUUUAUUGAAUAGAAAUUCACAGUGGUUGUCUUACAAAAACCGUGGCAUUUUUGUACUUUCGAAUAAAAUUUGUAUUAUAAAAAAUAUUCGUUGUUACUUCUAACCCCUCCCAGACGUUUCUUUCA
Messenger RNA from Cylas formicarius (sweet potato weevil), 1416 nucleotides. Its product is annotated as pro-resilin-like. Gene Ontology annotation, cellular component: RNA polymerase II transcription regulator complex. Gene Ontology annotation, molecular function: transcription coactivator activity. Lineage: Eukaryota; Metazoa; Arthropoda; Insecta; Coleoptera; Brentidae. Gene Ontology annotation, biological process: positive regulation of transcription by RNA polymerase II. The transcript has 3 exons. Bases 10 to 1236 code for a protein of 408 amino acids. The record is from RefSeq and is a predicted model, not a curated record.